GUCAUAACCGUGAUAACAAGAUGUGUUGUGCUUCUUAUUCUGCUAUUAUAAUAAAUUAUAUACUUCCUUUAACGUGAUGGCUAUUUUCGAGAAAUCAUUCCAAACCAAUUCUACAUUAGACGAUACAGAAACACUCAUUUGUACAUUGGAAAAUGCACUGAACGUCGAUAAACAUACUGAAUAUAUUUUACGUGUGCAACGAGGACCAUCGAAAGAAAACAAAUGGGAUGUCUCGCGGAGGUACAAACACUUUUCGGAACUUCAUACGAACUUACAAAAGUCUAAUAUCGAGUUACCACUGCCUCCCAAAAAACUUAUUGGGAACAUGCAACCAUCAUUUAUUGCCGAGAGACAAGCUGCUUUACAAAAUUACAUAAGAGAAGUUUUAAAACACCAUGUGUUAGCACUCUCAUUACCAGUCAGAAGUUUCUUGGACCCAAAAAAUUAUUCUGUUACAAUUGCAGAGCAAGCUCUGCAAACAAUAUCAAUAGCACUACGAGGAGAUGGUCGAUAUGAAUUAAAAGGUCCUCUACCAGAGAUUGGUUGGAGGAUUAGAAAACAAUUCUUUAUGGUGGAUGACACCGAUACUAACAUAAAUUGUAUGUUGCAAUGGAUGAGUAAUGGCCCAGAUAAAUACCUCAGCGGUAAAGAUUUACAAACUGCAUUCAAAUGUUUGCAGAAUAUGUCUCAUCCUUAUAUAGAUGAAUUAUUAGGAUAUCAAAAUUUAGAAACGGGUGCCUAUGUAGUUAGAAAAAUACAUGAGAAUGGAAGUGUGAGAGAUAUUUUGUAUGGCACUGAAUAUACAAAGAAUUAUUUAGCAAAGUAUGGCAACCCUAAAGUAAGGAAACCUUUCACAACUGGACAAUUAUCACAUUAUGGAUAUCAGAUAUUGCAAGCGUUGAAAUUUUUACAGGAUAAAGGAUUACCACAUGGACAUAUACACCCAGGGAAUAUAACAAUAGAGAAUCAAAGAGUACUAUUGUUGGAUAUAGAGAAUGUAUUACUUGGUGUGCCGUGUCUAUACCGACCGUAUUUAUUAGAGCUACGUCAUACGAACACGGCUGAGGCUGUCGAUGUGCACUGCUUCGGUAGAACAUUGUACGAAAUGGCCCUUGCUACGACUUUAGAUCAAUAUUACUGUGAUAUAUACCCAGAGGAUAUGUCUGAAGAUUUAGUAUCAGUACUCCGUCUAUGUCUAUCUUCUACAUCAUGUAAACACGGUGGGGCAUCACUGGACGAUCUCCUGCACCACCACUUCUUCACGCGAGCCACUCUGAACGGCCUGACUCCUCGCCCCGACACACGGCAACAUCUCAAGUUCCCGCUACCUCUGAAAGACGAAAUCAAGAAAGCACUCGCUUGUGCAGAACUGAGAGUCAAAGCUGAUCAGAAAUUAUUAAGGAGUGCAAAGAGAGAAGUAAGAAUACAGGAAAUAUUAAAUUCAGAAGAGGAAAUGAAGAAACAGAAACGAAGAGUGAAGAAACGCGACAGUAUAUGGAAGUCGACGUCGUCGUUGGCGGAGACUGUGCGCUCGCACAGCGCCAGCACCACCUCCUCGCCCACACCGCCCGUGCUUUCUGGUGAUACGAGUGGCAAUGGUUCCGUGUUAACUAGUCCGUCUGAAGGUCGCGGCGCGUUACUACAAGCUAUCUGUUCCUUUGAUAAAACUAGACUAGCUAAAGUUAACUCACGUUGACGGAAGUGUGACACAGAUAG
Molecule: messenger RNA, 1716 nt
Organism: Papilio machaon (common yellow swallowtail)
Lineage: Eukaryota; Metazoa; Arthropoda; Insecta; Lepidoptera; Papilionidae
Product: PX domain-containing protein kinase-like protein
Exons: 11
Coding region: 77-1696 (539 amino acids)
Biological process (GO): endosome to lysosome transport; protein targeting to lysosome; protein phosphorylation
Cellular component (GO): late endosome; early endosome; extrinsic component of endosome membrane
Molecular function (GO): protein kinase activity; actin binding; ATP binding
Source: RefSeq, a predicted model, not a curated record